CGGGGCUGCUCUUUGCCCCCAUUCUGGGUCCGAGGGAGGCUAUCCCGAGGCGAGAGACAAGUGGACCAGGGGCCGAGGCCAGGCGGAGGGGCUUCCUGGACCCGCUGGGUGAACUCCCGGCCCCGUCGUGGGGCUGCGGGGAAGCUGACCCGCGACCUGAGAGCUGCUCGGCAAUCCCUGUCCACCCGGCUAGAAGCAACAAGACAGUUUUCAGCAAAAGGAGGGGUGUGGAGAGGAGGGCAGGCCAGGUAACGCCCUGGGAGGAGUCGGCUGGAGAGCUUCGGUAGUGAAAGCGAAGUUUAACGUAAACCGUGAGAUCUGUCUUGUGCUCAGAAGGCUGGUGAAGUCAUAACUCGCUGCCUUCCCGAACGUCUUAGGAGAGCUGCCAAGCGGAUAACCAGUUACUGUAUUUGUAUUUGGUUCACUAGCGCGCCACCUUUACUCACUGGGUGUGACAUCGAGUUACUUCUCUGUGUCUUACACAGGCUGACAUUGAAGUUCAUUCUGUCAAACUCAGGAACGAUGAUUGGGAAGCAUGGAGAUCCAAGAAAAACAACUACAAAAUUAAUAUCCUAGAAGAACUCGGGAAGAAAAUGAGUGAUACUCCACCCAGAAUGGAAUUGUGUCCUUAUUGUAAGAAGCCGUUUAAACGAUUAAAAUCCCACUUGCCAUACUGUAAGAUGGCAGGACCAGCCACAUCUGCUGAUAGAAAGGCUUAUGAGUCCAACCCAGGUACACUCCCACGUGCUAAAAAAUUGAAAGGGCCAAUCAAAGAUUUAAUGAAAGCUAAACGGCUGGAGUUAGAGACAGAAAGUGAGAAAAGAAAUUCUAAAUUGAUAAUGGACAAACCAGAACAGACAGUUCAGUCCUUUCCACUACCAGCUGCUGGUUUGGAAAGAUCAGGUACUACAGAGGCAGAAAAAGACAUCAAGAAUCAAAUUCAGCUCUCCUCCAAAAUGUUAAAAAAGUCUGAAACAAAGACUACUUUCCAAGGAGAAACCAAGAGUCACUUUUAUUCACCAGAGAAUACCUCUCCUAAGAGAGAACUUGCCAGAGAUUUGCCUAAAUCAGUGGAAAGCAGAUGUAAUCCUUCAGAAACUGAAGCAUCUUUACUGGUUGGCUCAAUGGAACUUUCUUUGUCAAAUCAAGAAAGAAAAUAUUCCUCAGCCAUACCUAAUAGUGUACAAACCACUUCUGAUCUAAAAUUGGACAAAAUUAAUCCCCAAAGACAGGAGCUUCUAGUAAAAUUACUAGAUGUGCCUAUUGGGGACAAUUACAUUUCUCCAAAGAAUCUGAGUGAUGAAGUUAAAAGAGUAAGAACAUCGUUGUUGAACAAUGAGAGAGAUUCCAAAGGCAGGAAUCACCUCUCAGGAACCUCUACUGAUGUUAAAGACACUGAAACUCAGGAAAAGGACAUAGAAUCACUAAUGUUAAGUCUUAAAAUUAGCUCAUUAGGUAACAUCCGUGUCAUGGAGAACCAAGAAAAAGGACUUAGCCUUGGAGUAGAGAUGUGUGGGAGGAAAGGAAAUGUAGAGAAAAGUGCCUCUGAGACAGAAAUGGAGAAGUGGACUGCCAUCAGCAGUGGCUCUGAGAAUUUCAAAACUGACGAUUCAGCCACAGAGAAGAAAUCUGAAGGUGGAGGACAUUUAAAUUUGUACAUUCCAAGGGAGACAACUUACAAUGAAUUUUUUUCUGUGUCACAGGCAAGUAGUCAAAAAAGUCUUGCCUCUCUGGCUACACAAUUUAUUCAAGAAGAAAAAGCAGAAGCCAGUGUUCAUAAUCGAGUCCCUGCUAUAAAGGCCUUAAUGGAGAAUAAGGAGCAAGUUUCUCUGGAGCCCAAAUCUGGCUGUCAGUUUCACGAAUUGCACGUUGGAUACCAACAACCUUUACGUUCAGCCCUGCAUCACACAUCUAAGGGCCCCUUCCUCAAUCAUGUUGCGACUGCUGAUAGAAAGAUACCCAGCUCCAUGGGGCUGGAGUGGUUUCCAGAGCUCUAUCCUGGUUAUCUUGGACUAGGGGUGUUGCCAGGGAAGCCUCAGUAUUGGCAUGAAGUGGCCCAGAAGCCACAGCUCACCAGUGCCCAGAGGGAAAGACUCUCGCAAGUUCCUUUGUUGGAAAGAAGCUCGACUGAUAUAAGGAGUGUGGAAUUCCCGACCUGGCUUACAACCUCCAACUUCUCUCUAAGGAGGCUUUUGGAAGCUGUACACAAAGGCUGGCUGAGGUGCAACACCACCUUCAGGAAGAGCGGGGUCGGCAGCAUCACGAUGCUCUUCACGGGGUACUUCAUCCUGUGCUGUAGCUGGAGUUUCAGGCAUCUGAAGACAAAGUCUCACUAUACCGCCCUCGGGUAGAGUGCCGUGGCGUCGCACGGCUCACAGCAACCUCUAACUCUUAGGCUUACACGAUUCUCCUGCCUCAGCCUCCCGAGCAGCUGGGACUACAGGCGCCCGCCACUACGCCCGGCUAUGUUUUUGUUGCCGUUUGGCCGGGGCUGGGUUUGAACCCGCCACCCUCAGCAUAUGGGUCCGGCGCCCUACUCACUGAGCCACAGGCGCCGCCCCAUUUUGUCUCUUAAAAUCCUGCUCUCCUCCAUCUGUGGCAGUGGCAGGAGCCUCCCUAGGUAAGCAGCAAUACUUAAGAGUUUGCCUCUAGCUUGAAUUCCUGAACAAGCCACCCUACAAUGUGCAGAGAAGUUACAACAUGAGACUCCACACAUGCUGUCCACACCCACCUGUCCAUCCAUCCUGCAGAGGAGCUGUGGUGACAUGCAAGCUACCUCCAUCCUUGAGAAGACUUACACUGGAAGGUUCUGUCACUGUAGAUUGGAAGUAGGCAUAGGCGUGGCUGAACGCCCUGGCUGGAACUCACACACGGCUUGUGUAGGGUAGAUUGAGCCUGGUACUGGUUACUUCAGUUCAGUCCUGAAUAAUAGUAUCUGAAUACUGACUGUACUGGGGAAAGUAUAUUUUUUUCUAAUACAUUAAAGUAUUCAGCUAUUAAAAUUUAAAUCAGAUUGUAUUAUCAGCAGACUGUUUUACAUUUAAUGGAGAACCCACAUUAUUACUACCACCACUCUUCCUAAUAAAUAUUUAUAAGAAAUGGAAAAUACUCCUCUGAGCUUAUCAUUUGCCUCUUCCAGACUUUCACCUAUGAAGUAAGUAUGUGCCUGGGACCAGAGCCUCCUUUGGACUGCAAAUUGGGGAUAGUUGUAUCUCCUUUGCAGAGAUCUGGUGAGAUUAGAAGACUUGGAUCUGUUCAUCCCGGCAAGGUCUAACCUGGUAGGAACUCCAGCCUCUCGUGGCAUCCCACUGCAGACAGGUUCCAAAUUUGAGCCAUACUUAGAUCCAGCUAACCUCUGGGUGCUCACUUCAUGCCGUGCAGGGUCCUCAUGUGCAUGUCUCAUUUUGUCCUCACAACCCCGUGAUAGAGGUGCCGUCUGGCUCAUUUUCCAGAAUGAGGAAACAGGACUGAGGAGGCCGAGUGAUGUACCUACACGGCUCUGCGCUGUUCAUCACCCAGCAGCCCGAGGUGGUUUUAGCUGGCAUUCCAAUCCCCAAGUCUGACUCCUGGGCUACAUUCUUUUAGACCACCUUGACCUCUGAGCCUCCAGCUCCAGGCAGGCCAGGCACACACCUGUCUUUACCAAAGGAGAGAGGCUGGUCCUGCCUCAUGCUCUUCUCCAUCCAAAGUGCUCAGCACUACCUCACCUCCCCAGGAUAAACCUCUUUUGUACCAUUUAUGCCCCAUAAUACUCCACAUAAGGCAUAGAAUAUACUCUUAAAUUUAAACAAGCCAUACAAGAAAGCAGCUGUCAUGCUAAAGAAUGUCUGAUUUAAUUGUCAGUUUGUAGCAGCAGCUGAGGCAGAUUGCACAAGAACUGCCACCUGGCACCCAGAGCCAUCAGAGGACCCAGGAGCUGAGUAGCGUGUAGUGAACGUGGGUUUCCCAUAUAUGUGAGCAUUUGGUUUUACAUACAUUUUUCUCCUCCAUUUUAUGGAUAAUUCAUUCUUGCCACAGUCAGUCUGCCUCCCGUCCUGUUAAUACAUUGCUUGUUCACUUACAGGAUAAACCUACACACAGCAGGCUCUUCUGCACCUCACGUUCUGUUUAGGCUGAUAGUAGGCCCACCCAGAACGUUGGGAGCAGAGAAUCCAUAGCGUGGCCAUUGAACAUCUUCACCAGAAGAUCUUCCAGUUUCCCAGACCAUAGGUUAGUUUUUGACAACUCCUUACCAGCAUAAUGCCCUGGGUUUUGACACUGGAAGAGAAAACGUUAAUGAGAUGACUUUAAAAUUCAAAUCUCAAGAGAAAAGUUCUAAAUUCUCUAGGCAACCAUAGGA
Nycticebus coucang (slow loris) is the source of this 4339-nucleotide messenger RNA. It is a transcript of the gene MTNAP1, whose product is annotated as chromosome 18 C17orf80 homolog. Lineage: Eukaryota; Metazoa; Chordata; Mammalia; Primates; Lorisidae. The coding region runs from base 594 to 2351 and encodes 585 amino acids. The transcript has 5 exons. The record is from RefSeq and is a predicted model, not a curated record.